Ctenopharyngodon idella (grass carp) is the source of this 9605-nucleotide messenger RNA. RefSeq names its product protein quaking-like. Bases 590 to 1603 code for a protein of 337 amino acids. NCBI's taxonomy places the organism in Eukaryota, Metazoa, Chordata, Actinopteri, Cypriniformes, Xenocyprididae. Gene Ontology annotation, biological process: regulation of mRNA splicing, via spliceosome. Gene Ontology annotation, molecular function: mRNA binding. The record is from RefSeq and is a predicted model, not a curated record. The transcript has 8 exons. Gene Ontology annotation, cellular component: nucleus.
AGUGUGAUCAUGUGACGGGCUCGCGAGCGCAAGAAGAGCUGGUCGGUAACGGAGGACCGAAUGCCAAUCUCAUUGAGAAAGCGCCUUUAUUGCGAGUGAGAGACGGGAGGAACAGACGUUUCUAGUGCUGCACACAUACACAGACAGACAAGACACAGGAAGCUUUGGGGAACUCGGGGAAAGGGUGCAUUUUCACCGCCUCAAGAGGAAGUUAAGGACAAAUCUCUCGCUAAAUUUAAUCUUAAAGAGGGACACUGGGCACGCGGGAGUCGCCUUUGCGAGUAACUUGUGGGAUUUAUUGGGAAUUGUUUUUGAAAGGAGACCUGGCUUCCCUCUCCACCCGUUUAUAUUUCAUUUAAUUUCAUUUCAUCAGCUGCCCUAAAACAACUGUCAUCCCCAGAAUUGCAGUAGCCUUGCAGCAGCGGAUUGUGCGUAAAGACAGAGACAGCAGCCUUUUCCGCGGACGACUCAGGCACUUGCCUCCUUCACUUGCGUUUUUGUACUCUAUUUAUUAUUUAUAUUCCAGCCUUUAUUUAUUUGGGGAUUUUUUCUGUCUUUUUUGGGGCGUCGGUGGUGAUUUCUGUGGAAUAUGGUGGGGGAAAUGGAAACGAAAGAGAAGCCGAAGCCGACCCCUGAUUAUCUGAUGCAGCUUAUGAACGAUAAGAAACUGAUGAGCAGUCUGCCCAACUUCUGCGGGAUCUUCAACCACCUCGAACGGCUUCUCGACGAAGAGAUCAGCAGGGUACGAAAGGACAUGUACAAUGACACAUUAAACGGCAGCACGGAGAAGAGAAGCUCAGAGCUCCCGGACGCCGUCGGCCCCAUCGUUCAGCUCCAAGAGAAACUCUAUGUGCCUGUCAAAGAAUAUCCUGACUUUAAUUUUGUGGGCCGGAUCUUGGGCCCGCGGGGGCUCACAGCCAAGCAGCUGGAGGCAGAGACAGGAUGUAAGAUCAUGGUGAGAGGGAAAGGCUCCAUGAGGGACAAGAAGAAGGAGGAACAAAACCGAGGCAAACCCAACUGGGAGCAUCUGAAUGAGGACCUCCAUGUGCUCAUCACGGUGGAGGACGCCCAGAACCGGGCUGAGAUCAAGCUCAAGCGUGCAGUGGAGGAGGUUAACAAGCUACUCGUGCCUGCGGCUGAAGGGGAGGACAGUCUGAAGAAGAUGCAACUGAUGGAACUGGCCAUUCUUAACGGCACCUACAGAGAUGCCAAUAUCAAAUCACCUGCCCUUGCAUUCUCUCUUGCAGCGAGCGCCCAGGCACCACGGAUCAUCACCGGCCCAGCACCUGUCCUGCCGCCCACAGCCUUGCGCACGCCCACGCCCGCCGGGCCCACCAUCAUGCCCCUCAUCCGCCAGAUCCAGACCGUCAUGCCCAACGGCUCGACCCACCCGGCAGCCGCCACCCUAGUGCAGCCCGGUCCGGAAUCAGGCCUGAUUUACGCGACGCCCUACGAGUACCCCUACACGCUGGCACCCGCCACCUCCAUUCUGGAGUAUCCCAUCGACUCCAGCGGCGUGUUAGAAGGCCUUUAUCAACCCACUGGAGCUGUUUGGAGUACGUUUAUGAUGGAUGGAUGCGCUCUUUUGGGGUUCAAAAUCUAAGCGUCCUCAAAGGCCGAAGAGCUGCCCCUCUACCUGGGCUUUCAGACCUGUCACAUUCCCAUCACAGUCCAGCGCGGAGAGCCAACCGGUCGGCCUCCCUUUUAAAGUGCCCCCUCUUUCCCCCGCCCCCUCUGACAAGCCCCUCCCUCACACCGCAGACACACACCCUGCCCCACCUCCCUCUUAUCGGACUGGCUGGACUCCCCGGCCUCUUUCAUUCUGUCUGUCUGUCAUGUUUUUUUGUUUUUUUUUUUUGGGUUUUGUACUUUUGUUUUUUAUGUGUAAUGUGAUGUUUUAGUUUUUUGUGUGUACAAUGAUGAGGGAGACAAAGCACUGAGCCCCAAACUGCUGCACAAGCCUUUCUGGAUGACCCCCAUCCCUCAGUCUGAGCGGGCCACAUCAGGGUGAGGGGCAUCAGGAGGGGCAACAUGAGGAUGGUGAGGGGUCAGUGGGGGUCAGAUGAGGGCUGCUUAAAUUGUGAGGGGAAAAGGGGCAUCUGUUGGAAGCCAGGCUGUUUACUGGGCAGUUUUAAGACAGUUUAAUUCACUAUGGUGGAGCAUUUUGGCUUAAAAUAUAAAGUGACAUUCACAAUAUAAAUCACACAUCAAGGACAUGUUCAGCUUAUAAACCUUUCUACUCUGUUAAGUCUGUUAAUAACCACAAAAUUGAAAGAAAAUAUAAGAAAUAUGUUUGGCGUCAAGGGAAAUUGAGAUUUUUUUUUUGCAUUAUAACAUUAUUUUUGUGACAACCAAGCACAUUUUCCUAAUGUUUCCUCAUCACUGUGAGGCCUGUUUCAAACCACAAGCGUAAUACACCAUUUCAGCUGUAUUUAUAAAGUAUUUAUAUGUCAUUGUAGAAUUUGUUGCACUGCAGUAUUACAAUAACUUUUGUCUUUUGAGAAUCAAAAUUAUGAGGAUUAUAAAAAAAAAAAUCUAAAGCAUGUAAUGACAGUAUGGGGAAAUGUGCUUAUUUGUCUUUUGUCACAAUGCAAAAUAUCUUAACUUUUAUGCAAAAUAUAAUGUCAGAUUUUUCUUUUGAUUUUUGGUUGAAAUACGAUGCAGACAUACACUACUGUUCAAACUGGUUUUAAAAAGAAAUUACUAUUGUAAAAUAUUAAUAAUAGUAACUAAAUAAUAUAAUAAUAUUAUUAAAUAAUUGAAUACUUUUAUGCUGCAAGAAUGCAUUAAAUUGGAUCAAAAGUGACAGUAAAUAAUUUGUAACAUAAGAUUUAUUUUUCAAAUAAAUGCUGUAUUCAUCAAAGAAUCCUGUGGAAAAAAAUAUGUAUCGCAGUUUCCACACACAUACAAAAAAAAAAUGUUUUCAACAUUGAUAAUAAUCAGAAAUGUUUCUUGAGCAGCAAAUCAUCAUAUUAGAAUGAUUUCUGAAGGAUCAUGUGACACUGAAGACUGCAGUAAUGAUGCUGAAAAUUCAGCUUUGAUCACAGGAAUAAAUUACAUUUUAAAAUACAUUCAAAUCGAAAACAGUUGAUUUAAGUUGCAAUAAUAUUUCGCAAUAUUGCUGUUUUUAUGGCAUAUUUGAUCAAAUAAAUGCAGCCUUGGUGACCGUAAGAGUCUUUUUUCAAAACAUUAAAAAAAAUCUUACUGACCCCAAACUUUUGAACAGUAGUGUAUGACUUCGUUUUACUGAGAUUGACCCUCACAGCGCCAUCGUCUCAUGAACUGUCCUAGAACGUGCUCCGUCUGACUGCGCUGUGUGUUGCUUCCCCGAGGACCGUCGGUCCCGCCACUAAUUUCCCGUUCCCUUCCUUUAUUCUUUAGGUGUGGCUUUCCCCACGAAAGGCUAAAUGCGUUUCCCAGGAUCCUCACUGAGCCCCUCAUCCCAUCUGAGUGUUAACAUUCACACGCUUUCGUUUCACAGCUGCCUUGUUGGUUUUGAGUGAUGUUUGUUCUCAAGCAUGAAUCUGGCCUAGCAGUCAGUCAGACACAUUCCUGUUCGUUUACACUGGCGAUUCGCAGAGCCCUCAGAGACUGUACUUGUGAUGCCAUACAUAUGCCUCCAUACUCACACACGUCUCCCCUGGACUGUGCCGCUGACUGCUAUGCUUUGGUGUGGAAUGGAAAGAAAAAAAAAAAGAAAAAAAUCGAUUGUUCUGCUUUACUAAUCACUUAAUUCAUUGCCGUACAUUUCUAUUCUCCUAUUUCUUUUAUACUCCAGCAGAUGUGCCUAAAUGUUGUUCUCUCUGUGCCUUAUCUCAGAGAGUGACUUUAUCAGUAUUAUAUUUAAAAACACUGUCGCUCCAGCGCAAGAUUACGUGACUAGUAAAGCUCCCCGUCGAGAGUAAUGUCCAUCAUACUGUGUCCAAACUGAUGAUAAAUGAAACCAUGUUUGAAUUUUGUACAAACACAUGUUGAGAGAUUUACAUAUGGGGAAAAAAGUAUUAUUUGUGCCUUAACUUGUAUAAUUUAAAUGAUUUGCUUUUGUCAACACACAUUUUACGAAACCUGAUGGAGACUGUGAGGUUUGACUGAUCUGAUGUUGAUGUGUUUUCUGGUGAUGUUAUUGCAAUCCAAGCAGGUGCGGUGACAACUAAAGUUCGAAGGCACGAAAUGCGCGUCCAUCCUUACCAAAGGGUAGUGACAGAAAAAUGCCAUUAUGAAAACCUUAAAGCUGAAGUGUGUCAUUUUGUUGAUGUUAAAAUAUAUGCGGUCACAAUUAUUAGUAAGCCAUUCAUAGAUUAAAUCCCCUGAGAAGUGUAAAGACUGUGACAGAGCCAAAGACUCCUUCAACUCCUUCAAAACAUUGAUCUUUUCUUUGAACGUCCCGACUAGCCCAACGCAGCAACAUUGACUUUACCGAUGACAUAGUCUUAAGGAGGAGGAGAAACCUGUUUGAAAACAGACAUUAUUUUAUGUAAUUCUGAUGUUAGCAGUGCAAAAAUUACACACUUCCGCUUUAAAGAAAGGAAAAGAUGGCCUUUAUCUGUUUCACUAUGUCUGAAUCAACAAGUGUAAUAAAUAAUUUUUAUAUAUAUAUAUAUAUAUAUAUGAUAUGGGCACAACCUGUUUAAUUUGACCUUUUAUUAUCUAUCAGUUAAUUGGUUAAGAUCUAUUUAAGUACUAAUGUAAUAAUCAAAUCUCUGCUGAUAGUGAGAUUUGAUUGACGGUUAUCAAAAAUUUGAUCCAGUGUUGCCAACUAUUUUCAAUGCAAAGUAGCUAAAGCUUGCUCAAAAUGUCGCUAGAUGAUGUAGUGUGCCAAUUGUCAGCACUUUACGUCUCUUUUCUCUUCUAAUCCAUGCUCACAGACUGGAUUUUAAUACAAAAUAUAGCCGAAUGUCCAAUAAAGCUCUUAUCAUUGACAAAUUUUCUGUCAGACAAUGGAAAGAGUAUGAUAUAGUGUUAACCAGCUGAAAACCAGCUCCAAAAAGUCGCAAGAUUUGUCGCUAGUUGCUUUUUUGAAUCAUUAAACUUUUAAUUAUUAAAUUAUUAAUUAUUAAACUUGUACUGUAUAGCUCCAAAAGUCUGAGACCCCCAAUAAAAUACACAAUUUAUGUAUUCAGAGUAACAUUUUGAGUUUAAUGUUGACAAUUUAACAUUAAUUUAAAGGAUUAGUUCACUUCAGAAUUCAAAUUUCCUGAUAAUUUACUCACCCCCAUGUCAUCCAAGACAUUUAUGUCCCAGGAUCCUCACUGAGCCCCUCAUCCCAUCUGAGUGUUAACAUUCACACGCUUUCGUUUCACAGCUGCCUUGUUGGUUUUGAGUGAUGUUUGUUCUCAAGCAUGAAUCUGGCCUAGCAGUCAGUCAGACACAUUCCUGUUCGUUUACACUGGCGAUUCGCAGAGCCCUCAGAGACUGUACUUGUGAUGCCAUACAUAUGCCUCCAUACUCACACACGUCUCCCCUGGACUGUGCCGCUGACUGCUAUGCUUUGGUGUGGAAUGGAAAGAAAAAAAAAAAGAAAAAAAUCGAUUGUUCUGCUUUACUAAUCACUUAAUUCAUUGCCGUACAUUUCUAUUCUCCUAUUUCUUUUAUACUCCAGCAGAUGUGCCUAAAUGUUGUUCUCUCUGUGCCUUAUCUCAGAGAGUGACUUUAUCAGUAUUAUAUUUAAAAACACUGUCGCUCCAGCGCAAGAUUACGUGACUAGUAAAGCUCCCCGUCGAGAGUAAUGUCCAUCAUACUGUGUCCAAACUGAUGAUAAAUGAAACCAUGUUUGAAUUUUGUACAAACACAUGUUGAGAGAUUUACAUAUGGGGAAAAAAGUAUUAUUUGUGCCUUAACUUGUAUAAUUUAAAUGAUUUGCUUUUGUCAACACACAUUUUACGAAACCUGAUGGAGACUGUGAGGUUUGACUGAUCUGAUGUUGAUGUGUUUUCUGGUGAUGUUAUUGCAAUCCAAGCAGGUGCGGUGACAACUAAAGUUCGAAGGCACGAAAUGCGCGUCCAUCCUUACCAAAGGGUAGUGACCGCAGACAGAGGUUAGUUUAGUUCAUGUGCUUCCAUUCAUUACCAGUAGCAAUUCACUGUUGGUCCUGAUCUGUUGUGAAACAUGUGCAGUUUGAGCAUGUUAAAAGACAUGCCAUCCACAGCUUGAAUUCAGCACAUUAUGUGUGUUUUUAAUAAGGUGUGUUUGUUCUGAACCCACACACACACACACACAUAUAUACGUGGUCUUUCCUGCGCAGGUGGAGUGGUUGACUUCAUUCCAUUAUUUUGAUGACCUUAUGAUUUCAGCAUGAUGUUGAUGACAAAUAAUGGAUCUUUUCAUGUGAACAUGGGCUUUAUUCACCCCAUUACACUCUAGUUCUCUCUAGUUAUGCAAACAGUAAAUCGGCUCGACUUUUGAAACAUUUGGAAGCCAUUUGAAUAGAUGGAGAUCUCAUCAUGAAUUUGUCCUUUCCAAAUGAGCUAAAGCGAUUGUUUAUAAUUACAUGUAAUGCGGCUGUACAAACAGAAAUUGCAGCGAUAGCAAUAAUGCGUGUUAAAAUCCGUGUUCACUAUCAAUAGGUUAUAGGCUUUUCAAAACAAACAGAAAAAUGCCAUUAUGAAAACCUUAAAGCUGAAGUGUGUCAUUUUGUUGAUGUUAAAAUAUAUGCGGUCACAAUUAUUAGUAAGCCAUUCAUAGAUUAAAUCCCCUGAGAAGUGUAAAGACUGUGACAGAGCCAAAGACUCCUUCAACUCCUUCAAAACAUUGAUCUUUUCUUUGAACGUCCCGACUAGCCCAACGCAGCAACAUUGACUUUACCGAUGACAUAGUCUUAAGGAGGAGGAGAAACCUGUUUGAAAACAGACAUUAUUUUAUGUAAUUCUGAUGUUAGCAGUGCAAAAAUUACACACUUCCGCUUUAAAGAAAGGAAAAGAUGGCCUUUAUCUGUUUCACUAUGUCUGAAUCAACAAGUGUAAUAAAUAAUUUUUAUAUAUAUAUAUAUAUAUAUAUGAUAUGGGCACAACCUGUUUAAUUUGACCUUUUAUUAUCUAUCAGUUAAUUGGUUAAGAUCUAUUUAAGUACUAAUGUAAUAAUCAAAUCUCUGCUGAUAGUGAGAUUUGAUUGACGGUUAUCAAAAAUUUGAUCCAGUGUUGCCAACUAUUUUCAAUGCAAAGUAGCUAAAGCUUGCUCAAAAUGUCGCUAGAUGAUGUAGUGUGCCAAUUGUCAGCACUUUACGUCUCUUUUCUCUUCUAAUCCAUGCUCACAGACUGGAUUUUAAUACAAAAUAUAGCCGAAUGUCCAAUAAAGCUCUUAUCAUUGACAAAUUUUCUGUCAGACAAUGGAAAGAGUAUGAUAUAGUGUUAACCAGCUGAAAACCAGCUCCAAAAAGUCGCAAGAUUUGUCGCUAGUUGCUUUUUUGAAUCAUUAAACUUUUAAUUAUUAAAUUAUUAAUUAUUAAACUUGUACUGUAUAGCUCCAAAAGUCUGAGACCCCCAAUAAAAUACACAAUUUAUGUAUUCAGAGUAACAUUUUGAGUUUAAUGUUGACAAUUUAACAUUAAUUUAAAGGAUUAGUUCACUUCAGAAUUCAAAUUUCCUGAUAAUUUACUCACCCCCAUGUCAUCCAAGACAUUUAUGUCUUUCUUCAGUCGAAAAGAAAUGAAGGUUUUUGAGGAAAACAUUCCAGGAUUUUUCUCCAUAUAGUGGACUUCACUGGGGUUCAACGGGUUGAAGGUACAAAUUGCAGUUUUAGUGCAGCUUCAAAGGGCUCUACACGAUCCCAGACGAGGAAUAAGGAUCUUAUCUAGCGAAACGAUCGGCCAUUUUCUUUUAAAAAAAUUAAAAUUUAUAUACUUUUUAACCACAAAUGUUUCGCUAGAUAAGACUCUUAUUCCUUGUCUGGGAUCAUGUAGAGUCCUUUGAAGCUGCACUGAAACUGACAUUUGGACCUUCAACCCGUUGAACCCCAGUGAAGUCCACUAUAUGGAGAAAAAUCCUGGAAUGUUUUCCUCAAAAACCUUCAUUUCUUUUCGACUGAAGAAAGAAAGACAUGAACAUCUUGGAUGACAUGGGGGUGAGUAAAUUAUCAGGAAAUUAUAAUGCUGAAGUGAACUAAUUCUUUAAUACUGUCAUAAUAUUUGGUUUGUGAGAAGUGAGAAAGAAGAGAAGAACAUCUCAAGCUUCGGUGCUUCAUAAUGUUUUUUCAUUUUAAAUUCUCAAAAUCCUAAAUCUUUGUUUAUAAAAUAGUUUUGGUUUUGAUUUGGACCCCACCACAUGUUUAAAAUGAUUACAUUAAUCAUAAAAGAUUACAUUAGUCCAUACAUUAAGAUGGAUAAUGAUUUGACAAAGCUUCCAUGAUGCAAUAAUCAUCUAAGUGCUAUGAAACAAUUACAAAAUCAUGUAUUUCCACAAACUGUAAACUCUGAUAUUUCCCUGUUCACAUGCAUCUAAUUUUGUAUAAAUUCAGUAGGCGCAGGUUAGACUGUGUGUGUGUGUGUGUGUGUGUGUGUGUGUGUGUGUGUGUGUGUGUGAGUGAGUGUGUGUGGGUGUACAUACAUGGUUACCAAUACAGAAGUUUUGUUUGCUUAAGCUGGCAAAAUGAUCACAGUUAUCCAGCAGAUCAGAGACUGAGAUUGCUUCCUCUCUUUUAAUGUUUUGUUUUUCAUAUCCUUUUUGUGCUCUACGUGUUUUUAUAUAAUGGAACUACUGCUUUGAAGAAAAUCUACUUUUGAGAACCCAUUUGCACAGAACUUCCAGAUUUCCAAUCUGUGCAUUUGUACUGGACCACACGAAUCACUUUUUGUUUUAUUUCAGCUGUUUACUUAUUUUAUUGUUAUUAUUAUUUCCAUCUGUCGAUUUUUGCCUCAUUUGAUAAAGUGUUUCUAUGUGGCACAAGCCUUUUAUUUUGCACUGAAUACAUCAGAAACAUUCAUCUCCUCUGCUCUUUGAGAGCAGACAUGUUGAAAAAGUGAAAGCUACAUCACACCUCAGACCAUGAAACUGAAGUGAGUCUUACGGUUGAGCACUGCCGAGUGGACGGUAAUGUCAGCGCCACUCUGCGGAUGUGAUCGAGUAGAAAUGCAUUUAAGAAAAAAAAAAAAACUCCACUUGAUUCAUUUUUUAUGUUUUACUGUAAGCUUCUUUUUAUUUUUUGUUGUUGAAAAGAAAAUAGUAUUUACUUGUGGCUUUUAAAAUAUAUAUAAAAAAUAUAUAUCUAAAAAAAAAUAUAUAAAGCAGGAAUGUAUAUGAAUUGUCAAAUUUUACUUGUAUUUUGGAAGAGAUAGUAAUGGUAUUAUAGAGGGCUAUUUGUAGGAAAGAAAAAUAUGCAUCAUAGCAGCUUUAUAGCACCAUGUUAGAAAAUUUCCUAUAUUUUUGGAUAUAUGUUAGGGCUUUAUAUAUGAAUGACAGGACUUUUUCAAUGUUUAUAUGCAAAAGCAUUUUAUAUUAUGUGUCCUGUGAUAGUCUGAGGGGUAAAGGCUAAAAGUCCCACAGCUUGAAUUUCCAUGGCUAUUAUGCUAGAAAAUACCUUGUAGUGUUGCUUUGUACCAUUAAGGCCAAGAUUUUUAUGUUGUUGUAAAUAGAACAAAAAAGGCAAUAAAAAUUUUUAUUGAAUAAAAAACGGCA